Molecule: messenger RNA, 939 nt
Organism: Apiotrichum porosum
Lineage: Eukaryota; Fungi; Basidiomycota; Tremellomycetes; Trichosporonales; Trichosporonaceae
Exons: 2
Coding region: 1-939 (312 amino acids)
Biological process (GO): tRNA 5'-leader removal
Cellular component (GO): nucleus; ribonuclease MRP complex; nucleolar ribonuclease P complex
Molecular function (GO): nucleic acid binding
Source: RefSeq, a predicted model, not a curated record
AUGGACACGGCCAACGCCCAAGCCGGGCCCUCGACUACCACCCGCAAACCCCGCGGCCCCCAUCCCUCGCCCACCACCCCGCGUCCGACCGCACGCAAACUCCGACCACCACCGCCCGCGCCCACCGGCCCAUCACGGGGCAGCAGGCGCCCACCACCCACGCUCCCGCUCAAGGUGCUGCAAGGCGCCGGCGUCCGGCGCACAGACACGCAGCAUGCGGGCAACUACAGCCGCGCGACCGUGUUCGUCACGCGCAAGACUGGCCUGGCCGCGCUCCUGGCCCGGGCGCGCAAGCUGGUCAUGGACGAGGGAUACACCCAUGUCACUCUGUACGCCCUCGGCGCGGCCAUCCCGCACGCCCUGCUGCUGCUGCACGCGCUCCUCGACGUCCUGCCGUACCCCCUCGGUCACAAUGGCGUGUGGUACGAGAUCAAGACGGACAGCGUCGACUGCGUAGACGAGGUCGCUGGCAACGACAACGACGUCGAAGGCGGUGACGACGACGAGGGUGAGGACGAGUUUGCCGGUCUCGGCGCGAUCGAGGAGGCGGCCCCGCAGCGCAAAGUCCGCACCAAGGGGAGUAUCUCCGUCGACAUCCACAUCGCGCCCAAGAAGAAGGUCAAGGCCGCACAGCAGGCGGUACAGAUGUCCACUACACGGGCGGCGGCGGCGACGGGGGGCAAGAAGCGCAAGGGCGAGGUGCCCAAGGCGCGCCCCAGUGCUCGGAAGCGCAGGGCCAUCAAGGCCGCCGAGAAGGACAAGGAGAAGGAGGCCGGCAACGACGGUGACAUGGGGUCAGGCUCGGGCUCGGGCGCCGCAUCGGCAUUGGCAGGUGCGCUGUCGUCUGGGUCUGGGUCUGGGCUGUACGCUGCGAGCGAGGAGGACGCGAUGAACGCCGUCAACGACGACUGGGAUGAGGAGGCGAUGAUGAACGCGUGA